This is a messenger RNA of Aspergillus uvarum CBS 121591, 2799 nucleotides long. Its product is annotated as WD40 repeat domain-containing protein. The transcript has 4 exons. Gene Ontology annotation, cellular component: Set1C/COMPASS complex. Gene Ontology annotation, molecular function: histone binding. NCBI's taxonomy places the organism in Eukaryota, Fungi, Ascomycota, Eurotiomycetes, Eurotiales, Aspergillaceae. The coding region runs from base 287 to 2710 and encodes 807 amino acids. The record is from RefSeq and is a predicted model, not a curated record.
GGUUUUUUCUCGUUUGUUCCUCUUUCUCUUCUUCAUUUUAUUUCCUUCAAUCAUCUUGAUUUUCGUUCUGGAAAAUUCUCCACUCUACUGGCAACUAUCCCUUUUGACCAAAAAAACCAAGAUACCGUACCAUCAAUCAGCAUCACUACUCAUGACCCAGCCAGCCACAGCCACAACCAUAGCCAUCCCCCUUCCCACCAUAAUCCCUUUCCCUUGAGAUUCCCACUCAACCCAGUUGCCAUCGCAUACAUCCUCUACCCCUGACGUUUACAAGGGGUCAUCACCCAUGGACGCAAAUCCCACCCACCGCCCCAAGCGCCGUCGCCUGGACACGCCGGAUAAACACCAGCACCAGCAUCAACACCAGCACUACCAAACCCCCUCCCACCACCACCACCACCACCAGCAACACAACCAACUCUCGCAUAAAAAGAACACGAAUACUCCACUCAGCGCCAGCACGAAACACAACGGCUACGCCCACAGAAUCCAAUCCCCGGUACCACUCGCACCACCACCAGCAACCGCAAGGCCAAGCUCCGCCGCCGCCGCCGCCGCCAACGAUGCCGAUGACUCCGACUCCUCAGACGAACUGGCCGCGGGCUCCGAGCACGACGAGGCCGAGGAACGCCGCCGCCGUGCUAGCUGGAGCAUCCAGAAACAGAAAAACGUGUAUCCGCCGCAGCGGCCCUAUCAUCCGCCUGAGCGGCGCAGUCUGAGUGGCUCCGAGAGUCCGGAUGAGUUGACGAUCGACGCGGAGGAGUAUUGGCGGUCGACGAGUCGGAAGCGUGGGUCGAUUGGGGUUGCGGGGGUUGCUGGAGUCGCAGGGGGAGUGGGGGAGGAGGAGGAUGGGGAGGAUGAGGUUGGUGAGGAGAGGGAGGGGGAGGGGGAGGAUGAAGACGGGGAAGAGGAGGAUGUGGAUGUGGCUGGGGAUGGGGAUGUGGAGAUUGAUGAGGGUGACGGUGAGGGUGAGGACCAGGGUGAAGGUGAGGGUGACGUGGGUGCUGAUGCUGAUGCUGCUACGCCGGACGGGGAUGAUGUUGAGAUUGAAAACGGGGAGGUGGAGGUGGCCGUGGAGGUUCAGGUCGAGAAGCGGAAUCUGGACAAUCCAGAUGGCAACGUUCAGGAGGAAAAAGAACAAGACCAAAAAGAAGAUGUGGAUGCAGGAGAGGACAUGCAGAUGGACGAAAUGGACCAAACUACCAAUGUCGCUGUGCUCCCCUCCGUCGCCGCAGAAGCCGAUGCUCCUCCGCUCGAAGAAGAAGAAGAUGCACCUGAAGACGACGAAAUAGAGCCUCACGACAGCAACAAUCACGACAACAACGAUGACGAGAAUGCACGUGAGGACGACGAACCCCCCCGCGACAACUACCCCGGAGACAACGAAGACGAGGAGAUGGUCAACGCCGAUGAUGGCCUUGAUGUCGACGAACCGGAACCCACCACGAAUAGCGAUCUCGUGGAAGAAACCCCAGAUUCGUACCCCGACCGGUCGCUUACGCCCGUCUCCCAACCGCCGCCGCCGCCGCCGAAACCGGAUAAGGUGGAUUAUCGCGCGAAGUUCCUACUUCGCGGUCAUCUGCGGGGGGUGUCCGCCGUGCGGUUCUCGCCAGAUGCGUCGAUGAUCGCGAGUGGAGGAGCGGACGGGGCUGUCAAAGUGUGGGACACGGUGACCGGGAAAUUGAUCCAUUCGUUCGAGGGCCAUUUGGCGGGUAUCUCUACGAUCUCGUGGAGCCCGGAUGGGGCGACUAUCGCAUCUGGAUCGGACGACAAGACGAUCCGACUGUGGAACGUCCUGACGGGCAAGGCGCACCCGAUCCCGUUCGUUGGUCACCACAACUACGUCUACCAGAUCGCAUUCUCCCCGAAAGGCAACAUGCUCGUCAGCGGCUCCUACGAUGAGGCGGUCUUCCUGUGGGACGUGCGGUCGGCGCAGGUGAUGCGGUCGCUGCCGGCGCAUUCGGAUCCGGUGGGCGGCAUCGACGUAGUCUGGGACGGGACGCUGAUCGCCUCGUGCGCGACGGACGGGCUGAUCCGCAUCUGGGACACGGCGUCGGGCCAGUGUCUGCGCACGCUGGUGCACGAGGACAACCCGCCCGUCACGGCGGUCAAGUUCUCCCCGAACGGGAAGUACGUGUUGGCGUGGACGCUGGACGACUGCGUGCGACUGUGGGACUACGUGGCCGGCCGGUGCAUCAAGACCUACCAGGGUCACAGCAACCGGAAGUACAGCCUGCAGGGCGGAUUCGGCACGUACGGCGGAGAGCCCGCCACCGGGAUGCCGGUGUAUGCCUUUGCGGUCAGCGGCAGCGAGGACGGUGCCGUGCUGUGCUGGGACGUGGUGAGCAAGCAGGUCCUGCAGCGCAUUGAGGGCCACACGGGCGUGGUGCUGGGGGUGGAUACGUGCUCGCUCGGCGGGGCGCGGUUGAUGGUCAGUUGCGGGCUGGAUGGGACCGUUCGCGUCUGGGAGGAGGCGAGCACCGCCGGCGAUGCGCAUGCGCAUGGCUCGACAACCAACGGCGCGCAGACGAAUGGCACCACGCUGAACGGCUAUGGGAGUUCGAUCUCUGACCCCAACACGCCGGCCGAACUGGCGGGCACUGAGGACGCAACGCCGAUGCCCACGACCACGACGGAGUCUGGGUUGGCCCAGACCAACGGACACCAUAGCAUGCCCGAGCCAGAAGAUACUGAAAUGGGUGGGGCCUGAAUGAUAAGAGCAAACAUAUUAACAGCAUCUUGUGUACUGUACAGCGGUGUAAAUCAAGGGAUCAAUGGAAUGGCGUUUCAAGGUUGAGG